Messenger RNA from Phacochoerus africanus (Common warthog), 1978 nucleotides. It is a transcript of the gene RCL1, whose product is annotated as RNA terminal phosphate cyclase like 1. The record is from RefSeq and is a predicted model, not a curated record. Gene Ontology annotation, molecular function: RNA endonuclease activity. NCBI's taxonomy places the organism in Eukaryota, Metazoa, Chordata, Mammalia, Artiodactyla, Suidae. Gene Ontology annotation, biological process: endonucleolytic cleavage of tricistronic rRNA transcript (SSU-rRNA, 5.8S rRNA, LSU-rRNA); ribosome biogenesis. Gene Ontology annotation, cellular component: nucleolus.
CCCGCUCCGCCCCACUCCCCUCUGACCCGGUGUCUCGUCUCUCUGUCUUCCUGUUCCAAACCACGUGGACGCGCCGGGGGCUGCGGGGGCUGCGGGAGGGAACCUGGGCCGCCACAGCAGCUGUCGGCGCCACCCCGAGAGUCAAGACCCUCGCGCCCGUCCAAAGUCGCCUCGCCCCGGCCGCCCGCUCCUUUGCGGAGAGCGUGCACAUGGCGACCCAGGCGCACUCCCUCAGCUACACGGGCUGCAACUUCUUGCGCCAGCGUCUGGUCCUUUCCACUUUGAGCGGGCGCCCCGUCAAAAUCCGAAAGAUUCGGGCCAGAGACGACAACCCAGGCCUUCGAGAUUUUGAAGCUAGCUUCAUAAGGCUAUUGGACAAAAUAACUAAUGGUUCUCGAAUUGAAAUAAAUCAAACAGGAACAACCUUAUAUUAUCAGCCUGGCCUCCUGUAUGGCGGGUCCGUGGAACAUGACUGCAGCAUCCUUCGAAGCAUUGGCUAUUAUCUGGAAGGUCUUCUUUGUCUGGCUCCAUUUAUGAAGCACCCGCUUAGAAUAGUUCUGCGAGGAGUGACCAAUGACCAGGUUGACCCUUCGGUUGAUGUUCUUAAGGCAACAGCCCUUCCUCUGUUGAAACAAUUUGGAAUUGAUGGUGAAUCAUUUGAGCUAAAGAUUGUGCGACGGGGAAUGCCUCCUGGAGGAGGAGGUGAAGUGUUGUUCUCAUGUCCUGUGAGGAAGGUGCUGAGACCCAUUCAGCUCACAGAUCCAGGAAAGAUCAAACGUAUCAGAGGAAUGGCGUACUCAGUUCGCGUCUCACCUCAGAUGGCAAACCGGAUUGUGGAUUCUGCCAGGAGCAUCCUCAACAAGUUUAUACCUGAUAUCUAUAUUUACACAGACCACAUGAAAGGAGUCAACUCUGGAAAGUCUCCGGGCUUUGGGCUGUCCCUGGUUGCUGAGACCACCAACGCCACCUUCCUCAGUGCUGAACUGGCCUCCAACCCCCAGGGCCAGGGAGCAGCGGUGCUUCCUGAGGAUCUGGGCAGGAACUGUGCCAGGCUGCUGCUCGAAGAAAUCUAUAGGGGUGGAUGUGUGGACUCAACCAACCAAAGUCUGGCUCUGUUGCUCAUGACCCUUGGACAGCAGGAUGUUUCCAAAGUCCUGCUUGGACCACUCUCUCCCUACACGAUAGAAUUUUUGCGGCAUUUGAAGAGCUUUUUCCAGAUUAUGUUUAAAAUUGAAACCAAGCCGUGUGGUGAAGAACUCAAGGGAGGGGAUAAAGUGCUGAUGACCUGUGUUGGCAUUGGCUUCUCCAACCUCAGCAAGACCCUCAAGUGACACUGUCUUAAGAUGAAAGCCCCAAGACUUCUGGACAGGACAGAACCUGCCAAGGAACCAAAGGGACCAGAUUCAUCCAGGACAGGAUGGCCUCAUACAUUAAGGACUUUCUUAAUUUUCUAUUUAAAAACAAUCAGGAUAUCCAAAUAAAAGACAUCUCACUCUCUUGUGGUUUCCAGCAUUUCUCGAAGCAGGCAUUCCUCAGGAGGCCCAGUCAUGAUGGGAGCUCCCUUGCCUUACCUGGCUGAAGAGUGUGCCUUCAGGACACAGUCAUGCUGCUGGAACAGCAUCGCAACUGCAUUUCAGCAGUGCUUCCUCAGCCCACAUCCCUGGGCUUCUGCCGUACGGCAGUUUUCCAGACUGUGGAGUUUGUUAUUAUUGCUUCUACAAGGACUGACCUCUCUGAACCUUGAUUUCUGUGUAGGGAAUAAAUGAGAUAAUAUGGGUGGAAGCACUUUAUGAGGAGUGCAUUGUUAUGCAAAUGUUGGGAAUUGGUGUUUUAGAGUCUUUUCUCCCUUGUCUUCUGAAUGGACUGCUAUCUUGGAGACAGAUAUGUCUCCCAAUUGUGUUCAUUUUAUGUGAAUUUUGUGGGGAUGUGUGCCUCGGGAGAGCAAGGGUCCAAUUAAAGAUAAUGGAUAUUUUCUAUA